Messenger RNA from Laetiporus sulphureus 93-53, 1086 nucleotides. RefSeq lists its product as uncharacterized. The transcript has 3 exons. Lineage: Eukaryota; Fungi; Basidiomycota; Agaricomycetes; Polyporales; Laetiporaceae. Bases 54 to 701 code for a protein of 215 amino acids. The record is from RefSeq and is a predicted model, not a curated record.
GACCACUUCCAGCGUGCUCUGGUCGACAUACCGCCAUCUUGAAUCCUUUUGAAAUGGCUGAAAACCCCUUGGCAGACCUCAGAGAUCGAUUGGCGUUUCCUCCCUUCGCCGAUUGUCCAUCCGAGGAUGAUUUGGACGAGCGGUACAUAAGCGUCGAUGGAGAAAUAGCCACCCACCAGCGUCACUGGUGCUUCCUUGGAGAGAUUAUCGACUACAUAGCCAUCGGGAGGUUGACUCUGGAUGUCCGCGACGUGUCUGGCAAGCUCGUACGCGCUUCGUUCUACGACGAGGAUAAAGGAAUGCGCUAUGUCCGCGGCGGUGGGCUCAAAAAGGGUUAUACUCUCGCACUUCUGUAUCCUUGGCAGCAUUACUUCCUGGACCAAAGUUGUGGCUUUCGUAUGGAGACGUCUGAGGACGUAAAGAUCAUUCCUUGCUCGCUGAAGGAACUUAUGAGCGCAAAUGACAAGCUGCAACGUGGUCUUCCCGUGGCACCUUGUUGGACUCCGGGCUGCGAAAAGACGGAGGAUCUCAGGACGUGCAGCAAAUGUCACAAGGCCAAGUAUUGCGGAAAGGAGCACCAGACUCAAGAGUGGAAAGCGGGACAUCGACAAGAAUGCAAGGCCUUUGUUGAGCUUGAGUGGUUCUUGACUCGCGAUUGGUCAACGUUCGACGGCGGCAGCGAGUGGUCGUUUCCUGCAUAGGGCCGACAUUGCAAGAUAACUCUCGGCAGGGCCAGAACUUCCAAGGAUGAAAUUAUGCGUGCACUUCGCAACAAUUUCUGUCACUGCUCCCCAGUGUAUCUAUUAAUCGCUCAUGUCAAGCUUCUUUCAGAGUUUCAGAGCCAUUUAUUCUACAAUUUUUCGUAGUGUCGAUAACGAUGAGAAUGUCGAAUAGGUCCACUGGCGAAUCAGGGUAGUCCGUGUGGAACUGAUUGGCUCCAUGAUUGAUACUUGGUUCGCCUGUGUUUAUUUCCUCUCGGGAACGCCUGCACGUUUGAUGCCUAUAGUCUUUGACGCUCACUUUGCAUUUCGAUCAUUGUGAGCAGCAGCGUUGGUUGCACCGCUGGACCUCAGGGAGGAUCGGCCG